This is a messenger RNA of Homalodisca vitripennis (glassy-winged sharpshooter), 7479 nucleotides long. RefSeq names its product calcium/calmodulin-dependent protein kinase type 1-like. Gene Ontology annotation, biological process: protein phosphorylation. The record is from RefSeq and is a predicted model, not a curated record. NCBI's taxonomy places the organism in Eukaryota, Metazoa, Arthropoda, Insecta, Hemiptera, Cicadellidae. Gene Ontology annotation, molecular function: ATP binding; calmodulin binding; calcium/calmodulin-dependent protein kinase activity.
GGCGCAUUUCGAUUGCCAGCCGGAGCACUAGUUCGACACAAGACUCAGUAGGUCUAACGUACGCGCUCUGCUGGUAUGUUCUCAACUAGAGGCAUCCCGUCUGUACAGUGAAAAUAUUUCGUCGCUCACUCGAGACUUCCGGAGGCACCGGACGAUCUGAGCCGCCCAGCAUUGGACUUCACACUUCUGUACACGUCCGUCAAAAAGUAUAAAAGUGGGAAAGUGUAAGAGUGAGGUUAUAUGAAGUGAAUGUGUAUCCGUAUCCCGCCUGACCACAAAAAUGCCCUUAUUCGGUGGGAAAAAGGACUCUGCUAAAAAGUCGAGGAAGGAAGGAAAGGAUGCCGACAAGACACCCUCGGUGGAGGACAAGUACAUCCUCAAGGAAAUGCUGGGAACAGGAGCGUUCUCCGAGGUUCGCCUGGCAGAAAGCAAAGACCACCCGGGGCAGAUGUUCGCCGUCAAAAUCAUCGACAAAAAGGCUCUAAAGGGUAAAGAGGACUCACUGGAGAAUGAAAUCAAAGUGUUGCGAAGGUUCAGUGAGUCUGUGAAGCAGUCCGGAGAAAGCUUAGAAGAGCCCUAUAGGCUAACGCAUCCCAACAUCGUUCAGCUCUUAGAAACCUUCGAGGAUAAACACAAAGUCUACUUAAUAAUGGAACUCGUGACCGGCGGAGAACUGUUUGACCGAAUAGUUGAAAAGGGCUCCUACACUGAAAAGGACGCGUCUGACUUGAUUAGACAAGUUUUAGAAGCAGUAGAUUACAUGCAUGAGCAGGGAGUCGUCCACAGAGAUUUAAAGCCAGAAAACCUUCUCUACUACAGUCCAGAUGAAGAUAGUAAAAUAAUGAUAAGUGACUUUGGUCUUUCCAAGAUGGAAGACUCGGGAAUCAUGGCUACAGCUUGUGGGACUCCUGGCUAUGUAGCCCCAGAGGUGCUCGCCCAGAAACCGUACGGCAAGGCUGUCGACGUCUGGAGUAUAGGUGUAAUUUCAUAUAUUCUGCUUUGUGGUUAUCCACCUUUUUAUGACGAAAACGAUGCCAACCUUUUUGCACAAAUAUUGAAAGGUGAGUUCGAGUUUGACUCUCCAUACUGGGACGACAUCAGUGACUCAGCAAAGGAUUUCAUCCGACAACUUAUGUGUGUCGAUGUUGACAAAAGAUUUACCUGCAGACAAGCCCUUGCUCACCCAUGGAUUUCUGGAAAUGCCGCUAGCAACAAGAACAUUCAUGGAACUGUAUCAGAACAGCUCAAGAAAAAUUUUGCCAAAUCUCGAUGGAAGCAAGCUUAUCACGCAGCAACUGUGAUACAUCAGAUGCGGCGCAUGGCCCUCAACAGUGGCGCUGCCGCCAGUAACCCUUGAAUAUGUCCACAUCUUGUGUUAUAUAUAUUUACUAUUGAUUAUCCCGUAAGGAUUUGAUUUGUUAUUUAUUUUUAGUUCUGUAUUAGUUUUAAGUUAUUCUAGACAUUUAUAUCAAGGAUAAAUUAUAAUGGUUUUGAUAAAAAUUAAGUGUCUUGCAUUAUAAAGGUUUUGCAUUAUUUACAAAUAUAAGCAUAACUAAAUUAUUUAGGUGACAUGGAAAUAUCCAUGGAAAAUACUUAAUUUGUAAUCAUUUGUAUGAUGUUAAGAAACAAGUUUUAUCAUAGAUGAAUCAAUAAAAUAAAUAUUUGUGUGAGGAAAUGGUUUUUGAAAUACAUAAUCUUUGUACUGAGAAUUGAAGAAAUUGUAUCAUAACUUUUGACUGUUUAGCUUAGAAAGUGUGAAUUAACCUGAUUAAGAAUUUUUUACCUUUUGGUAUUAAAUUCUAAUUUCCCUAGUUCAAUGGCCUCAUUAAUCAUUAUGCUUUUCUGGAUUCACAUGUGUUAAAAAAAAGAAAAUUUACUUAAACAUAUAAACUAGGCAAAUAGUUUUAUUAUAAAUUAUUUUAAAUAACAUAAUAUGCUUAAUAAACAUUAACGUAUGUGUUUACUAAUUUUAAUUAUUUUCCAAAUAAUCUGUGUGUAUGUACAAUUUCUACAGUUAUAAUGUUUUUAACAAGGCUCCAUGCUAUAAUUAUUUUAACUAUGUAACACUUUUAAUUUUGAAUUCACUUACUUUUAUAAAAUCUCAUUAUAUCAUAUAUAUAUAUAUACAAUUUACGUUAAUAUAUUUAGGCAAAUGAAAUUAUAAUUUAUUUGGGUUCAGCUCGGAGCUCGAGUUUGAGAAAUAGAAUCUCGUUUUCAGUAAUAAAUAAUUGUAUAAAAAAAUAUACAACAGUAUGUUAGUGUAGUAGGUUAUGGUAAAAAAACCAUUUCCAUAAUUAGUAUAUAAUAAGUUGUAAAGUUAUUGAUUUAUUUUCAUACUUAUUUUGCAUACAUAUUUUAUUUACGUAUUAUCUACUGUAACAUGAUUGCCAGAAGAAGCUCAAUGAUGGUUUAAACUCUGGCGUCAAUACUGUUCACUGUAAUUAAAUCAUUAAAACUCUGUCAUCAAUUAAGGCCCACAAUACGCGGACAUUGAAAUUCAUUCCAUCCUCUCAUGUAUGUUAAAAUCACUGGUUGUAUUUCCUUGUGUUUGGAUAGUUUACUGAAUAAAACCAAAAGCAUUUAAAAUAAUCAAUUAAACUGUGAAAAAUAAGAGUACUUGCAAGUGUUUUCAUAAAAACUAAAACAUUAAUAGGAACUCAUCAAUUCACCAAGGAGUGAAUUUUCUUUGAAAAUUAACUUGUUUACACAACUGUUGCAAAUGCCAUGAUAUUGAAGUGAGUUAAGGCAUGACCUUGGUGACAACUUCAACGAAGCACUGUAUGGCAUACAUUUUGAUAUUUAUCUAGAGUACUUUUGUAUAUUACUCCGAACUAUACGGCGGAAUAUUAAACAAAUCUGUGCUUAAAACUAUUGAUGAAUAUUUUUUAACUUCUGCUUUCACUGUUGGGUGUCAAUCACAAUUUUGAAAGCAGUUGCACCGCUGUUGUAACGUAUGUGUUACAUUAUGUUGGAGAAUAUGUCAAACGAAAUAAAAAACAUGGAGUUUAUGAAGUUAUAUAUUUUAUUACAACUAUGUAAUAAAUAAUUUUCUCAUACCAACACAGAUAAAUUGAGAUAUUUUCUCACUUUCCUAAAUAAAAAAUAAUCAAUUACGUUACUUUUUUGGAACAUUUCUCUAUUUUAAAACUGUCCCAAAGACUUUUUUAUUGUUGUUUUUCAUGUCGUAAAAUUUCUUACAUUUAUUUUGUUUUGCCCAGAAUUAUACCUUGUUAAUAAGUUUCGACAGUUAUUUUAAUUUUAAACGCUUGCAAUGCAUCUCUUUAAAAUUCAGCUGUUACACCGUUUUAAAGUUGAAUGCGCACUGCAGUAUAAUUUAUAAAAAUGUUCUUAAAGUGCCUGACUUUAUUAAUUUGAAUUUUACUAAAUUUGAAAAUAACCAUGUGUAUAUAGUUUUAGAAUAUGUACUCUAUAUUAGUCAAACAUUAAGCGUUGCAUUAUCUUUAUUAAAUAUCCGUACGUAGCAUUCAGAAAGAUCGAGAAUGUUUGUCGGAAAUAAGUCAUAGAUUUGCUAGUGAGUUAAGAAACUUAGUUAUGGUACUGCAACUAAGUGCCAAGCUAUUACCAGGAAUACCAGGGAGCAACAUAUUUUGUUGAUCGUGAAUUUUAAAAAUAAUUCUCCUCAUAUUAGAAUUGCCUUCCAUAUACAUGAUUAUUGUUAGCAUUAGCUCAUAAUAAAAAAAUUAACAAUAUGUACGUAUGUAUGUAUGUUGUGAUACUGAUUCGUAAACCAAAGAAUUUCUUUACUAGGUUUUCCAUAUCCGUGGAUGCCAAAAUACAUUUUGAAUUAUGUCAUUUGAAUUUGGGGGAUAGAGAUGAAGGUCGAGUUUUAAGGUUGUACAAUUUAUGUUAAUUAGUACAUCCACCAAGUUUUAUUUAAUCAAUUUCUUUUUCUAUACUAAUGAGUAGGACGUAAUAAACAUGAAAGAGUUGUUCCAUUAUGCUCAUAACUGUAUGAGAUGGAAAUGGCAUCCUCCUAAUUAUUCUUCCUUUCAUGUACACGGUAUAUUGCCCAAUAGCACAGUGUAGGGGGUACUGCUGAUGCGAGUGUGGCCGUUGGUGGUGGUUCGGAAGUCACCUCUAAGCCGUUGGUCCCCAGAUUAAGUGUCAGAGAGGGCUUCUUGGCCCUAACUUAGCCUGGUGAAAAAACACCCUUUACUAUUAUUUAUAUAUUAAUAACCAUAUGUCUGGUUUUUGUAUUAUAUUACCUAAUUAAUUAUUUGUUGACUUACCCCAAAUGGUAAAUCACAAUGUUUCAAUUUUAUCUAUUAAAUCAUGUAGAAAAAAUUUUAGUACAUUUAAUGAGAGAGUUUUAGAAAUUUUAAUUUUGUUAAUACAUAUAGAAUACAUUUUUCGUUUGGAAAGGAAAAUGUUGCAAAUGUAAACAUUUUAUUCUUGAAAAUGUUUACAAGAAUAAUCUGCUUUAAGCAUUUUUUUAUUCCUCUGGUGUUCUUUUUGUUGACCACUUACAGAUAAGAACAAAUAACUCCUGAGUUUCGCCUUGAGACCGCCAUAAGACACAUUGAGCAGAUCAACCUCAUCUUACAUAUCAACUGAGACGUUAUAAUGUACAAUACCUAUAUAUCACUAUAGUAAUUCAUACACUUGGCCUCGGUACUCAGCAAUAAAAUUAUGUAAUAAAAUCCUACCAAAUCUGAUAGUCCUGGAUCUGUACAACAAUUUUAAAGCUGACCUAAAACACAAUCACUGCUCAAACAUACACUGCUGAUAACAAAAUCAGAGCUCAGAUCCAUAUUUUAUACUAGAAUUAGUAGUGGUUUCAUUUUGUAAUGAAGAUUUAUUAAGCACAUGUUUGCCAAAGCUAAUUUUUACAAGUAUAAACUGAUCUUACUACAAAAAAUUAACUGACAUGAAAACCCUCCAUCUGAGUUAUAGUCAGGAUAAUGCAACAGAGCAAGAAUUGUAAAGAUAGAUGGGCAUUAGGGGGAAUAAAGCACAGUGGAGACUUAGAAUUAUUCUACAUAACGUGAUCUCUUAUCAACUUCUGUACUUUCCUGGUGCAUUGUACAUGAUAUAGAACAUAUAAUAGAAUCAUCCAUUUUAAUGUAUAAAAUCGAGAAAAACGUUUAAACCAUUAUUAUUCAAAAAGUUUGUUUUUCAUGCUUCAAAAUAAUCGUCACCCAAUACUUUUUAUUCCAAAUUUCAACAGUGCACGUCAUUUAAAUAAAAGUCCAAUUUGAUCAUUAUAAUCCAUAUCAGUCUUAAAUUUGACGUUUAGAUGUAGCUUUAAACAUAGUGAUUUAAUUGUAUAAAUAAUGUGAAAAAAUUAUUACGUUUUGUAUUGUUUUACAGGUCAAACAUAUAACAGGUUAAAGAUAUAAAGUAGUUGCACCAAAUUGUUUUACUACCGCUGGUUUUCACCGUCCAUGCAGUUGUUUACUAUAAUCAGUUUUGCCAUGUUAACGAUGAAAGAACGAGUUUUUAUAUUUGUGUGGAUUAAGAGCCAAAGAUAUUUUUUGAUAGUUUUGCUCCUUUGGUGACAAUGUACUACUAAAGCUGUCCAGUAGUAACAGCUGUUUCUGUGUAGUACAGAAGUAGUGAGGGGAAGUCAGUUCAAUUUUAUACUGCUGUAGAAAGCCAGGCAUCAUCCAUAGCAGAACUUAUAUUGGUUUAGUGGUAAUUCAACGUGAAAGCAUGAAUGGGCAAACACAAUUUUCACGAGUAAGUUUGGAUUUUAUUGUUAAAAUAAUCUGUCAGGUCAAGAAUUUAAGAGGUAAUCUGUAAUAUAACAACUGUAGUAGUUUCUUGGACGGAGCCACUAAGAAAUACUGCAAGCAGAUCACCUGCCCACCCAUUGGUGGUGGUUCAAAGUCACUUUAACCCUCUGGUCAUCACGUGGAGGUCCCCUAAUUUUAUUUCAGUCUGCGCUGCUUAUAAACAGAACAUGUGUUAUAUGUAUGGCAUCAUAUGUUGUUUAUAAAAUUAACUGUUUCCAGUUGCUCAAGUUCAAUAAAAUUUCAAACUCAUUGUUGACUGCUGAUCGUUGCCUGUUUUGUUCUUAGUUGGAAUGUUUUUUAAACAUGUGACAUCACUGACUUUACUCAUCAUGUUCUGUAUAUAAAUAAACAGCAUUAAUUCCAGUAUGAAGGUAGGCUGAGAUUUUUUCCUAUAUACAUGAAUUGAUAUGUGGACUCUACACAUUGACAAGUAUAUUAUUGCAUUGCUAAUUGUAAAGGACAAAAACCGAAUAGACAGAACAAUAAAGCGUGAUUUUUUGCAGAAGAAAUGCUGCAACCCACUUCGUACAAUUGUAACGUCAGCAUUGCGUAAAUUAGAACAAUAACAGUAUCCUCUCACUACUUCUCACACUACGCAAUAACCAAAGUUACUCUACGAAUAGCUCUCGUAAUAGGUAUACAACACUGUUCUUUUUUUAAUUUCUGUAUUUGUUGAAUGGCCCAUUCAAAGUUUGAUGUGGGAGUUGCAGAGCAGUUAUGUGGUGGGAAGUCUGAACUUGCAGGGGCCUCGACUACUUUGCUGCCCUGCUGCUGCUUCAUUGAAGUAUCUUUUACCUGCUUAUUAAUUUCCUCAACUUUACGUUUAUUACAUAUUUACAACGUAAAAAAUAUAAUUUAUUUACCUGAUAUUGCCAUUACUCUUAUCUUUCAUAACUAAGUUAAUGUGUUAUAAUUCUAUAACAUUAAAACAUAUCUCUAUUUGCGGUCGAAACAUUAUCGUUCUGAGCUUUCUCAACAAGUUUUGUAAUUAUUGUAAAUACAUGUGUGAACACGAAUGUUUUAAAUUUUUAAUGUACUGUUGCACAUCAUUGUCAGUGCUCUGUUAAUGUUGUUUAUUGCUUUAAAUGAAGUGUUUGAUUUGUUCAGAUAUAUAUUAUUUGUUAUAAAUGAUCAAUUUCUCAAAUAUGAAAUAUAUAUUUAUACGUUAUCACUGAAUAAAAAUAUAAUUUUUUCAAACGCAUAGUGUAGAUUGAUUUGCAUUCAGUGUUAUAAUAUACUAAUAAAUGAACAUAUUUUUAUAUUUACAAUAGCCUUGAACAUGUGUUAAGCUUGUUGUUGGAAGCUUUUAAAACGCUUCUAGGAAUUAUUGUGAGGUAUAUACUUAUGAGGCCUAUCUGUAAAAUUGUUUGGAGCCAAUGUUCCUUGUGUUCCCUGGAUGACCAUAGUAUCUAAUUAUAUGUACUGUACAUGUGUAAGCAUGUGUUAAAAACUGCUUGUAGAUUUACUGUUUAUCUCUACUGCUUUUUAUCACUCUUAAACCAUUUGGUAUAAACUAUAGAACUAUAGGCUUUAACUGAAAACUAGACACUAACUUCUGUUAUAUCCAUCUGUAAUUUCAGCUCUUAUUUUUCAGGAUCUGGAGUUUUGCUAAUGAACUAGGAAGAUCAUGUAUACAAAUUUGUGUAUACCCGAGAUCAUUAAAGUGUUUUUUCUGAACGUAUUGUAAAUGUAGACAUGUUUAUCAAUAAAGAUUGAAAACCUG